CAACCUCCUUGGAGAGUUUAUCGGUAUCCCAUUCAUUUUAUUGUUAUUUUGUGCUUUUCCCUCUUACACUACCUCUUUUGCACUUUUUACACCAUUUCUCCCUCUCUCGCACACAAAACUGAUAAGAACCCUGGGGUAAUCCAAUUAAUGCAUAAAAUUGGCUUUUUCUGCCUAUUCCAAUCAGUUGUGUGCUGAAUCGCGACCGCAAGUGAAGUGUGAUCGUAAUUAUUAUGCACUCCAUUGAUCUCUUCUCAUCCACUUGCUAUAAACCACACAAGGCACGAUCUGAGAGCUAUGGACCCAAGAAUCAUCCCAUCAAUGUUCUACGGUACAAAUUCCCAACAAAAGUCCCGGUGAUUCUGGAGCGAUAUCGCAAUGAAAGGGAUCUUCCAGAUAUUGGUCAGAGGAAAUAUGUUAUCCCACAGGAGAUGUCCAUGUCACAAUUUCAUCAGAUGGUGCGUCAACGGAUGAAUCUUUCACCCUCGAAAGCUCUCUUCUUCCUGGUCAAUAAUCGCACAAUGGUAUCCCUUGGGAAAUCCCUUCUGGAAGUUUAUGAUGAAUUCCAAGAUGUUGAUGGGUUCCUGUACAUCACAUAUGCCUCUCAGGAUGUCUUUGGAAUGACACCCUGCCCUGAUCUCUAGACACCGGCUGCUCGUGUGGGAAUUUUGGCGGCAAAAAUUGCACCCAUGCCAUUCAGUGCACACAAAAAAAAGUUAUUCCAACCGCGUUUCAGCGGUGAUAAUAGAAAUUUUAUAUUCAAUAACGACGGAGGGUUAUCUCAUGUUUAGUUUAGACAGAUUAAUUAUUAAUCAAUUAAUGUUUCAAGUCAUAAUUUUUUAAUCUCUGUAUUGUAAUGUGGCAAAACUUUCUCUCUUCUCUCCCAUGUCUCCUUUAUCACACGAUACUUCGAUGUGCUAUCGCGCAGGAAGAACAAUUAACAUAAAUUUUCCACUGAGUCCCCGCAACUACUAGAAGCAAAUAAUCGAGCAAUUGAUAAAAGUGACAUGAUAUUGUAAACAAGAUGCAAAAACACAUUAAUAAUUGUAUAAUAAAUUUUUAUUUUAAUAAUAGACUUUUAUAGACACUUUUUAUACCAUAUUUUGCAUAUUUUUUCGCCUUUUUUUUGUCUUCUCCACACACUCGAUAAAUGUAUUGAACUUGUAAGAUUGGGGGGAAAAAGGAGUAAAAUUAUCUACACAA
Messenger RNA from Phlebotomus papatasi, 1200 nucleotides. Its product is annotated as microtubule-associated proteins 1A/1B light chain 3A-like. Gene Ontology annotation, molecular function: ubiquitin protein ligase binding. The transcript has 2 exons. The record is from RefSeq and is a predicted model, not a curated record. Lineage: Eukaryota; Metazoa; Arthropoda; Insecta; Diptera; Psychodidae. The coding region runs from base 231 to 641 and encodes 136 amino acids. Gene Ontology annotation, biological process: macroautophagy; cellular response to nitrogen starvation; autophagy of mitochondrion. Gene Ontology annotation, cellular component: autophagosome; cytosol; autophagosome membrane.